Mycena indigotica is the source of this 969-nucleotide messenger RNA. RefSeq names its product WD repeat domain-containing protein 83. Lineage: Eukaryota; Fungi; Basidiomycota; Agaricomycetes; Agaricales; Mycenaceae. Bases 1 to 969 code for a protein of 322 amino acids. The transcript is spliced from 6 exons. Gene Ontology annotation, cellular component: catalytic step 2 spliceosome. The record is from RefSeq and is a predicted model, not a curated record. Gene Ontology annotation, molecular function: protein binding. Gene Ontology annotation, biological process: mRNA splicing, via spliceosome.
AUGGUCGGGAGCAAGUCACGAUUUGGUCCCGGCUUGUUCAUGAACCAUGUUGAACCUCUUGCUCGACAUUUACACACAAGUCUCUCAUCCCACAAGGGCCCUGUAAAUGUCGCUCGCUACUCCAAAGGCGGCGGCAAAUAUAUCUUGACUGGCGGCCAAGACCGAACUGUCCGACUUUGGAAUGCUAAUUCUGGGAACGAAGUCAAGACAUUUGCGGCGCACGGCUACGAGGUUCUUUCCAUCACGGUCUCUCACGAUAAUGCCCAGUUUGCCUCGUCAGGAGGAGACCGUUCUAUAUUUCUCUGGGAUGUCGCAACCGCUGCAACUACUCGACGGAUUCCCGGGCACAUGGGUAAAAUCCACGUCGUAGAAUUCAAUGAGGACGCGACUGUUCUUGCAAGUGGCUCAUUCGACUCGACUGUGCGGCUUUGGGAUUUAAAAGCUCAAAAUCGACAACCAAUCCAAGUACUCGAAGAAGCACGCGACGCUGUUCAGACUCUCCAUGUUGGUUCAACAUACAUAACCACCGGCUCUCUGGACGGCCAUGUUCGCACUUACGAUCUGCGCAAGGGUGAAUUACGGUCUGACUUCAUGGGCCAAGCAGUAACAUCAGUCGUACCGACACUCGAUAGCCAAACACUACUCGUGACCACCCUCGACUCACACAUCCGGCUCAUGGAUAUGACGAAUGGAAAACUUCUCAACGAUUUCACGGCCCACACAAACACGGAAUAUCGCUGCCGAGCUUGUUUCGGUCAUGGUGAAGCAACCGUGAUAUGCGGCGACGAAAAGGGCCUCGUUUGGGCAUGGGACCUUCUCGAUGCGAAACCGAUAGCACCCAAUCCACCACCCAAAGUUCAUCAAAAAGUAAUAACAUGGACGGAGCACCAUCCAGUUGAGAAAGGUGAAAUGUGUACUGCAAGCGCAGACGGGACGGUCAAGAUUUGGCGCCAGGUAGAUAUUGAAUAG